Molecule: messenger RNA, 3360 nt
Organism: Cordyceps fumosorosea ARSEF 2679
Lineage: Eukaryota; Fungi; Ascomycota; Sordariomycetes; Hypocreales; Cordycipitaceae
Product: Tetratricopeptide-like helical
Exons: 1
Coding region: 1-3360 (1119 amino acids)
Molecular function (GO): protein binding
Source: RefSeq, a predicted model, not a curated record
AUGAUUGAACGGGCGGUGGCGAGCCUGGAGUCGGGCCAGCUCCAGCGCGCCAUCCCCAAGACCCAGUGUGCCGCCCGCCGGUCCCGUCGGCUUCACACAGCCUUUUGGCAGCAUGGCGCCGCGGCAAUCGAGCUGUCUAGCCUCUGGCCCCUGUCUCCUGGUGAACCGUCGUCGUCGUCGCGGGCUGCUGCCGCUGCCACUGUCAAGCCCGCGGCCUCGGAGUUGCUCGAGCCCAAACUCGUUGCCACCUCGUUCCUCCUCGAAUUUCUAUACCCCAAUGAGACGCAGUCGCUACUGCACCGCGUGCUGGCACCGAGGCCCAGGUCGGAGUCGCUGCGACCGCUGCGGCGGAGGCAGUACUCGGCGCAGCACAUGGCCUCGUUCCAGCGCAGCGAGCCAUCCAUCCUGUGCACCACGCAGUACCAAGGCAUCUCGCGGAUACCCCCGGACGCAACUGUCCAGUAUCAGUCGAUAGCUACAGCGACAACGGAAGCGAUCGAAUCGGAACCUGUUCAGGAGUCCGUUUCGGUACAAACGAGGACUGAGACGGCACCACCAGCAAAAUCGAAAGCUCCAGCAGACGUUCUUCUCAAAAAAGUCAGCUCCCGAGUCGCAGGAACCAGCCCGGUUCUCGUUGAUGCUUGGAACUCCUAUCAAAAAGCAUCUCGAGAGGAGCAGGAGGCUCAGCGCCCUGGCCUGAUCAUUGCUUUGGCGAGAACGGACGAUUACCUCGAGUGCUCUCGGGCUGCGGCUUUAUUCCGCGAGCUUUCACGGAGCGAAUGGACAGACGAGCUCCUCUCUGCCGCGAUCCGAUCACUCUCCGUCUGCGGCAAAUUUACGUCCGCUAUCAACAAGUUCAAAGACGGCCUUCAGGACCACUAUGUUGGCGGCAUGCAAUACCUUGUAGCCAGUGCCUUUGCCGCUCGCAAGUGGCCAGAAUUGUUCCGGGUCUGGUUCGAGUACGCGAACUUCAUUCAAGAGUAUGGGGACCAGGCGAUACCGUUUGACCACCUUCAGUCCGUGCCGAAACUGGAUACACUCUUUGCAGCGUUCGAAAAGCACGUCAAAUACACGGGCCUGGCCCAAAUACGAGCAGAAAACAAGGAGUUUUAUUCACGAAAAGCGUUCGACCAGCUGCGACACUUGAUGAUUCGUUCCGUGCUGGCCAAGCCCUGCAAGCCAAGCAAUGCCAUGAGCAUUCUUUCUCGCUACAACAAUACCACAUACUACCAAUUAUAUAUCGACUCGGUUCUUCGAUCCGCCAGGAUUGGCAAGCAAUCCAGAUCGUCGCUGAGACACCUCAGCAAGAUCUAUGAGGAAUACCGGCUACGUCCCGAUGCUCCAUUCACGUCCGACAUUCUGCGAGGCAUGUUUACGAUCUACGAUCCGACCAAUCCCGCUGGGCUAGGGCUACUAUUCCAGGACUGGAUGAAGUCGGACGGGGGCAUGGACAAGUGGGCGUAUGAAAACUUUUUGAGGUUUUAUGCCCACUCAGGCGAUAUAACUGCUGCCCGAGAUCUAUGGCAACGUUAUGUGACGGCAUUUCCGGAAUCCAAGAAGGAAGCCCACGGCUUUUACAGCCUUCUGGAUGCGUACGCUCAAUCCGGCGAUGUUGCUGGCGCCGAGAAUGAGAUAUCUGCCAUGAAGGAGUCUGGCAUUCAACCCGACGCGGUGAUUGAGAAUGCUUUACUCAAAUGCCACAUCAGAGCAGGUAACUUCAAAGAGGCCACCCUAUGUUUCAACGCAAUUAUCGAGCGGCAUGGCCCAAAUACGCAAGCGUUCGAGCACAUGAUGGGACUGCAUUCUGCAAAUGGCGACUUAGAGCAAACGCUAAGACUGCUUAACCAAGCUCAGACUGCCCUAAUUCGACCAUCAGAGAGUAUGGCCACGUCACUUGUGGCUGCAUACUUGCACAAUGGCCUAAUACAAGACGCGGAGAAGAUUUGCCGAGAAAUGGCACGCCGUGGGAUCACAAGCAGAGAGGUAUGGAACAGCCUGAUACGGGCUUAUGCAACUGCUGGCAAACUCGGUAAAGGCUUCCAGCUAUUGGCGGGAAUGCAGAACAACAACCUUGCCUGGGACGAGGAUACUUGUGAGGCAGUUCUCAUCGCCCAAGGACGCGCUAAGCAGACCGCAUCAGCACAUCGCCUAUUGCGCAGCGCGGUUGCAGAUAAUCUGCUGCCAAUUAGCGCCGAUCAUUUCGCAAUUGUCAUGAACAGUGCCAUCGGAACCAGGCAGGCGCCCCUUGUCGACAUCCUCGCCACAGAGAUGGAGCGCGCAGGUAUCCAGCCAAACUUUGCCACCCAUCUAGCCCGCUUCGAAUCUGGAUUUGUUCGUGCGCCCACUGCCGACCGAACAGCAAGACUUGCCCGGGAGCUUGUACAAUACAUGAGAAAGCUUACUCACAACACUGAUGCCCCACCGGGAGAGCGCACACCCGACCCAUACACUACCGCUAUGCGGGACGUCACUGAGCUGAACAGAGAGCUCCGUGACGUUGGAGAUGCGCUGAAGCUACUCAUCGAUAAGCGAGAGAUGGCCCUUGCCGAAGAUCUGGUGACACUCUACGCGAAGAUGCGCCCCGUCUCCCAGCAAAGCGAUCAGAUGCCGUCGGACGUUCUUAGCGUCAUCAUGGGCGCCUAUCUGGAAGACGGCCGCCACGACCGCGUCCUGCAGCUGUGGGCCGUGAUCCUCAAGGACAUUCGCCGACGCGCCGAGAACCCCGCGACCAAGGGCAUCUUCCCCGUGUACGCCUACCACCUCAGCGGACCCAUGGCCCACGUCGCCAAGGUGUACCACACCACCGGCGACGGCAAGCGACUCCUGGCGUACACGCAAGCCGCCCUUGAUGCGGGCUUCAAGUUCACCCGCGACACGUGGAACACGCUCAUCUGCUGCCUCGCGGAGCUCGGCCAGUGGGAGCCGGCCAUGCACUGGUGCGAGACGCUGCUGAUGCCCCUCACCGACGCGGGCGUGCUCGUCGCCUCGCGGCCCGCCGUGCUCAGCCUGCAGCGCGAGUGGCUGCGCCUGCGCAAGCUCGCCGCGUGGUCCGCCGGCGUGACCGCCAAGCUGCGCCGCGUCGAGACGCAGUACCCGCUGCUGCACCACGCCUUUGCUACGGUCGACGUGGCCGACCUCCCGGACGCGGGCGAGGAGGAGAACAAGCCCGGGAGGAGGAGCAGCAUCAACAAGGCCAUCCUGAAGGACACGCUCGCCGCGAUGCCACUAAAGGACCUGCUGGCCAUGCGGCUGGCGCUGGGUGCGCAGCUCAACGCGAGCAGGGAGCGCCGCGGCAGGGCGUGGGCGGAGAAAUGGGGACGCGUGUACGUCCCGCCCCGGAGCAAGCGGCGCAGGUUCUAG